GAAACGGAAGCGCGAAAGUCGAUUAUUCACGGCAGCUUUGCGACGUUUGUAAAUCUCCACGGCGGCGACGGCGCGGCGGCGGCGAUGAUUAAUAUUUACAUAUCUCCCUGUUUGAAGCAGCAACAGGAGCUUUCAUUCGAGAUAUGUUCUCUCUCACUACUCUCUUUCCACUCUCAAUCGCUUCUCUCAAACCCUCUCUUGUAUCAAAUCUCAGACCUCUCCAUCCAUGUCUUGCCAAAAAUAAUCGCUGGCGGCAGCCCAGGGCGGAACUGUCGUUUGACGCGCCAUUUGCGGCGGCAAUCGGAGGCUGUAUUAUCAAUUCGUUCGUUUUCCCGAUCGCUCCAUCUCAGGAAGAGGAGGAAGCUGAAUCUUUGAUCGAUACUACUGAUGCUAGAUUCGCUGUUAUGGGGAUCAUAAGUUUUAUUCCCUACUUUAAUUGGAUGAGUUGGGUAUUUGCGUGGUUGGAUACUGGUGAAGCUCGUUAUGCUGUUUAUGCUAUUGUGUAUCUGGCUCCUUAUUUGAGGUCAAACUUGUCUUUAUCACCAGAAGAUAGUUGGUUGCCUAUUGCCAGCAUUAUCUUGUGCAUUAUGCACAUACAGCUUGAAGUAAGCAUUAAAAAUGGAGAUAUUCAAGGUUUUCAGAUGUUUCAAAAGGCUGGAAAGCAUCUUGAAGAUGUUGAUGAAGAAAGGAAGAAGCAUUAGCCUUGUUUUGUCUUUUAAACUCCUUGACGACUCGACAGUAACAUUGGGAUUAUAAGUCGAAAUGAACCCAAUUUUCUUUGUUUAAUAUAGUCAUUUUGGAAAUGUAUUUUUUUGUGAAAUUGUAGACAUC
Impatiens glandulifera is the source of this 831-nucleotide messenger RNA. RefSeq lists its product as uncharacterized. Lineage: Eukaryota; Viridiplantae; Streptophyta; Magnoliopsida; Ericales; Balsaminaceae. The transcript has 4 exons. Bases 144 to 701 code for a protein of 185 amino acids. The record is from RefSeq and is a predicted model, not a curated record.